Messenger RNA from Malus domestica (apple), 3602 nucleotides. Its product is annotated as ABC transporter A family member 10-like. Gene Ontology annotation, cellular component: intracellular membrane-bounded organelle; membrane. Gene Ontology annotation, molecular function: ATP binding; ATP hydrolysis activity; lipid carrier activity. Lineage: Eukaryota; Viridiplantae; Streptophyta; Magnoliopsida; Rosales; Rosaceae. The record is from RefSeq and is a predicted model, not a curated record. Gene Ontology annotation, biological process: transmembrane transport; lipid transport.
UUUUAAGAAGGACCAGUGGGUGACUUGGUUAUGGCAAUCCACCUAUUGUGUGAUUCACGAGCGCUAGGAAUCUAACCCAAAAUGUGACGUCUGUAAUACGAGUAUGAAAUUCGUCCUCAGUCACUUGAUCACCUAGUGCUGGUUUUGAACUGAGCUUUUAGUCUAUGGUGGCCAGAGACAUAUCGAAUUCGGCUCCUUGAGUGCCAAGUUAGAGGAAUUCCCCGGGUUUCCGCCAUCAAUGGCCGAUCAUUCACGCGGCAGCGGCCGCAGCCGUGCGAGCUUCUGGGCUCAGUCCAACGCUUUGCUCCGAAAGAACUUAACUUUUCAGAAACGAAAUAUGUGCUCGAAUAUAUCGUUGGUGUUGAUACCUGGAUUGCUCUGCUUGAUUUUGCUUGGCAUCCAAAUUGCGUUGAACAAAGCAAAAGCCAGCGGUGGCGGUGACAAGUGUGACGGCAGUCAUACCGAUACAGACUGGAGUGGUUUAGGCCCUUGUCCAAUUCCUAACCCACCAGAAUGGGCUCCGCUGUUAUACAUCUCCAAUGCCGCUUUUCGUGCCGUGGAGAGAAGCGACUCGAUUCUUCCCUUCACAGACUUGCCUGACGCGUCAUGCCGGAACAGCAAGAACAACGUCACCUGCCCUCUCACUGUGCUUGUCACCGGCGACAACCAGUCUGUCGGACAAAUUUUGGCUGGAAAUAUGUUUCCAAAUGAUCCUUUCCCUCUGAAUUCCUCUGAUGUUAUGGAUUAUCUAGUCAAUAAUGUCAUGGGAACGUAUGAUCUCCCUAGCGCACCCAACUUUUAUGAUCCUGCAUUCGAUGAUCCACUUUUUAGAGUGCAGCGGCAGUGCUCCCCAAACUCUACAAUCUAUAUUCCACCAUAUGGAUCGACAUCAUCCGAGUCUAACCUAGAGGUUAGAUGCGUUGAAGCUUUGCAAUUAUGGCGUAAAUCUUCAUCUGAGAUAAACAAUGAGCUAUACGAAGGCUACCCAAAGGGCAAUCCAGAGAGGAAGGUUAACGAAAUACUUGCGGCCUACGAUUUCUCCAACUCCGAUGACAACAAAUUUGACGUAACCGUAUGGUACAAUUCAAGCUUAAACGAUGGCUACCUGGAUGACGACCAGAGCAGCACGCUGCGGGUUGGGCGCUCCCUGAAUCUGGCAUCCAAUGCCUACCUUCAGUUUUUAAAAGGAUCAAGCACCAAAAUGUUGUUCGAGUUUGUCAAAGAAUUUCCCAAGCCUUUAUCUGCCAGGAUGUCGAUGCUAGAUAUUCCCUCUAUGAUUGGUCCACUCUUUACUUGGAUCAUUUUAUUGCUCUUCCCUGUUGUGUUGAAGUAUCUGGUUUAUGAGAAACAACAAAACCUGAGAAUCAUGAUGAAAAUGCAUGGACUUGGUGAUGCACCAUAUUGGAUGAUUUCCUAUGCUUACUUUCUUACAGUUUCUUCAAUCUACAUGCUAUUUUUUAUUGCAGUUGGCUCCAUCAUAGGGUUAAAGUUCUUCACAAUCAAUGACUACAGCAUCCAGUUUGUUUUCUACUUCAUCUAUCUGAACUUGCAAAUUGCAGUGGCUUUUCUUGUAGCUUCGAUGUUUUCCAAUGUUAAGGCUUGUACAGUUAUUGGUUACAUUUUGGUCUUUGGAACUGGGCUUGUGGCAGACAAUCUAUUUCGAAGCAUUAUCGAAGAUGAAUCUGUCUCUAAGCGUGUGAUCAUCCUUAUAGAGCUGUAUCCUGGCUUCUCUCUGUAUCGUGGACUCUACGAGUUUGCACAGUACCCCAUCCAAUAUAAAAAAGUAGGGAUGCGAUGGGGCGAUUUGAGUGACGGGAGUAAAGGGAUGAGAGAGGUCUUGAUUAUCAUGGUUAUCGAGUGGUUUGUGGUGCUUCUUGUUGCAUACUGCAUUGACCAACUUGUAUCAUCUGGAAAAAGUCCUUUUGUUUUCUUGCAAAGGUUUAGGAAGAAGAAACUUCCAUCUAUUCGGAGGCCUAGUAUGCAAGGGCAGGGAUCUAGUUCGAUUCAGAUGGAGAAACCGGAUGUUUGUCAUGAGAUCGAGAUGGUUGAGAGGUUGGUAGUGGAACGGGAUACAAGUCACGCAAUCGUAUGUGACAACCUCCAAAAGGUGUACCCAGGAAGAGAUGGAAACCCUGAUAAAUUUGCAGUGAAAGGGUGUUCUCUUGCCUUACCUAGAGGUGAAUGCUUUGGCAUGCUUGGCCCUAAUGGUGCGGGGAAGACCUCUUUUAUUAGUAUGAUGAUUGGUCUCACCAAACCAACCUCUGGCACGGGGUAUGUUCAUGGUAUGGACAUUCGGACGCAGAUGAACAAAAUAUAUAGCAGCAUGGGAUUUUGUCCACAGCACGACCUUCUGUGGGAAACACUGACUGGAAGGGAGCAUCUCCUAUUUUAUGGCAGACUUAAGAACCUAAAAGGUUCUGCCUUAAUGCAAGCGGUGGAAGAAUCUUUGAAGAGUGUCAAUCUAUUUCACGGAGGGGUUCCUGACAAACAAGCCGGGAAGUAUAGUGGUGGUAUGAAGCGAAGGCUUAGCGUUGCAAUUUCGCUGAUAGGUGACCCAAAAGUUGUCUACAUGGAUGAGCCUAGUACUGGACUUGAUCCGGCUUCAAGAAACCAUCUGUGGAACGUUAUAAAGUCUGCGAAACAAGAUCGUGCAAUCAUCCUAACCACACAUUCCAUGGAAGAGGCAGAGGUUCUAUGUGAUCGAUUGGGGAUUUUCGUCGAUGGCAGGAUGCAGUGCAUAGGAAAUCCAAAGGAGCUGAAGGCCAGAUAUGGAGGAUCAUAUAUCUUUACGAUGACAACGAGUUGGCAUCAUGAGGAAGAAGUGGAGAGGAUGGUGAGGAACAUGUCACCGAACGCCGUCAAGACAUACCGGCUCUCAGGGACGCAGAAGUUUGAGCUGCCCAAAACUGAGGUUAGAAUUGCAGAUGUGUUCCGCACGGUCGAGUGUGCGAAGUGUCGGUUCGCGGUGUUUGCAUGGGGUGUGGCUGACACUACUCUGGAGGAUGUGUUCAUCAAGGUUGCUACAACUGCAGGAUCAUCGUCCGCUACACUUUCAUAACCCCAACCUAGUUAAUUAAUAUUUAAUAUAAUUUAUUCAAUAUUAUUAGAAGAUGUUUUAAAUAUGUAUGCUGUUAGAUUUAUAUGUUGGAUAAUGGCCAAAUUAGUGGCCAAGUGGACAACAAGCUAACUCUCCUUUCGGCUAUUAAACAAACCAAAAGAAUGAAGGACAUAAUGAUGUGGGAACAUUAUUAGGAGGUUUUCCUUUAUGAUGUGGCCACAUGAGUGGCAAUUAUGAUGUUUGUUCCUUUUGUUUAUAUUAAGGCAUUUGGUUAUGCCUUUGGUUUUGGGGGUUGGGACCGGCAGAUUAGAGAGAAGAAGAGGUGUGUUACUGUUUUCUAUCCUCCAUUUGUGCCAUCAUUCAUUCUAAGAUAUUGUGCUACAUUUUGUGACUUUUGGGAGAGAAGAAUUUGAUGUGUUUCUUCUUCUUCUCCAAUUGUUCUUUGUAUGAGUGAGAGCUAUUGGGUGUAUAUGGGAUAUUGGGAUUGAGAGUUCAACUCUAUUUGUAAUUUUCAUUUUGAUAUUAGUGGAAUUUCUUCGCCGUC